Penaeus monodon (black tiger shrimp) is the source of this 1131-nucleotide messenger RNA. Its product is annotated as activating signal cointegrator 1 complex subunit 3-like. The record is from RefSeq and is a predicted model, not a curated record. The transcript has 11 exons. Gene Ontology annotation, molecular function: RNA binding. Lineage: Eukaryota; Metazoa; Arthropoda; Malacostraca; Decapoda; Penaeidae. Bases 1 to 1131 code for a protein of 376 amino acids.
AUGGCUGUCACUGACAAAUGCGAGAUAGAGACGAAUGAUGUGUAUGGAUUACUGUAUAAGGAUGCCCAGCAGGAUCCUAAUCUUGAAAUGUUUCGACGUGAGCUUCUCACCACAGCUGCGAGGGCACUGGAUAAGGCUCGUAUGGUUCGAUUUGAUGAUGCCACUGGCUUUAUGCAUAUUACAGAUCUAGGGAGAAUUGCCAGUCAGUUCUACAUAAAGUAUGACACAGUUGAAAUUUUCAAUGAGUUUUUGAAAUCUGUUAUGAAUGAAGGAGACAUUUUAGCUGUGAUAUCACAAAGCACAGAGUUUGCACAACUAAAGGUACGAGACGAGGAGAUGAAUGAACUGGAUGACCUCCACCAGCAGUGUGAGGUGGUUGCAAUGGGAGGUGCUGAACACGUACAUGGCAAAGUCAACAUCCUUUUGCAAUCCCACAUCUCACGCAUCAGAGUAGAUAGUUUCUCACUGGUGUCAGAUAUCAAUUAUAUUACUGAUAACUCUGUGAGGAUAACACGGGCACUCUUUGAGAUAGUUCUGCACAGGAAUUGGCCUCUGAUGGCAGGUCGUCUGCUUACUAUGGCCAAGAUGUUAGAACACCAGAUGUGGCAUUUUGAGAGCCCUAUGAAGCAGUUUGCCCGCUUGACCCAUGAGAUUAUUGAGAAGAUUGAGGACAAGAGGCUCACCAUUGAGAAAAUCAGAGAUAUGGAUCCUAAGGAAAUUGUCAGAGGAAUGGGAUAUCAUAAAUGUUUCUUUGCUAUUUGGAAUGACGGGAAUUCAUGGGAGUCAGGAAUUGUAUUGGUAUGGGUAGAAGAUCCUGACAACAACCACAUGUACCACCAUGAGCAGUUUCACACCACCAAAAAGCAAUACUAUGUAAGAGCCCUCAGUGACAAGUGGCUCAGCUGCGAGUCUACGGUGUUGAUGAAUUUCCAGAAUCUAAUUCUCCCAGAGAGACAUCCUCCUCACACUGGUCAUACAAUACACAAUAUCAUGGAUGAAAUCUCAAAGUCUGUAGGUCUUAAUAAUGGUGUUCUCUUCAGAAACAUUCCAUUUCCUGCCCUGGUCAUAAAAUUUAGUGAGAUUAUUUCAACUGGUUAUAAAAUUCUGAUAAUUUUCCUGGGACUAGAAUAG